Messenger RNA from Xenopus laevis (African clawed frog), 2840 nucleotides. It is a transcript of the gene smarcd3.S, whose product is annotated as SWI/SNF related, matrix associated, actin dependent regulator of chromatin, subfamily d, member 3 S homeolog. The record is from RefSeq and is marked provisional. NCBI's taxonomy places the organism in Eukaryota, Metazoa, Chordata, Amphibia, Anura, Pipidae. Gene Ontology annotation, cellular component: SWI/SNF complex.
CACCAACAGAAAAACCUUCCAAUAACUUCCUAUGAGCCGCCCGAGAGCAGCAGGAAGGGGAGAGUCGGCUGAGCUCGGUUUGAGACCCGGGGAUUGAGCUCUGGGAGCAGCGGCUGCAGCGACUCAGUUACACGGGGAAUAAUCGGCAUUCCUUGAGCCGCACACACAAGUGAUCUGUAACACUCCAUGACGUCUCGGGGGGGAUUGCCUCUUCCAGUUGGGAGCCCAAUGAACAUGAUGCGGGGACCAAACCCUGGAGCCUACAGGACCCCCAUGGGCCCUUACCAGAGACCAGGUAUGCUUCCAGGCUCCCGAAUGCCAAUGGCCGGCAUGCACAUGGGCUCCCCCAUGCUUCCUCUGUAUGGUGGGGGUUCUCCUAUGAGACCUGCCAUGAAUCCAAUGAUUAUGGAGCCAUUUAGGAAGAGGCUGCUCACCCCACUGGGACACUCCCCUGGGCCGAGCCAGCGUAGGGGAGUUAAGCGAAGAAAGAUGGCCGACAAGAUCUUGCCACAGAGGAUCCGUGAACUGGUGCCAGAGUCUCAGGCCUACAUGGACCUCUUGGCAUUUGAGAGGAAGCUGGAUCAGACUAUAGCUAGGAAGCGGAUGGAGAUUCAAGAGGCCAUCAAGAAGCCCCUCACGCAAAAGCGCAAACUAAGGAUUUACAUCUCCAACACGUUCACUCCAGCCAAGCCCGACGGGGAAGAGGCUGAAAGAAUCAGCUCUUGGGAACUCCGAGUGGAAGGGAAGCUUCUGGAAGACCCCAGCAAACAGAAGAGGAAGUUCUCCUCCUUCUUCAAGAGUCUGGUUAUUGAGUUGGAUAAAGACCUGUACGGGCCGGACAAUCAUCUGGUGGAGUGGCACAGAAUGGCAACCACGCAGGAGACCGAUGGUUUUCAGGUGAAGCGCCCUGGAGAUGUCAGUGUGAAAUGCACUUUGCUCUUGAUGUUAGACCACCAGCCCCCGCAGUAUAAGUUAGACCCUCGUCUUGCACGCCUGUUGGGUGUUCACACUCAGACCCGUGCCAACAUCAUGCAGGCUCUCUGGCUCUACAUCAAGACCAAUAAACUGCAGGACAGCCACGAGAAGGAGCUUAUCAACUGCAACCGCUACUUCAGACAGAUUUUCAACUGCCUGCGCAUGAAGUUCUCUGACAUUCCAAUGAAGCUGGCGGGAUUGUUACAGCACCCGGACCCCAUCAUAAUUAAUCAUGCCAUCAGUGUGGACCCCAAUGACCAGAAGAAGACGGCGUGCUACGAUAUAGAAGUUGAGGUCGAUGACCCUCUGAAGGGGCAGAUGAGCAAUUUUCUCGCUUCCACCACCAACCAGCAGGUGGCGCUGUUGUAACAAAAUUCAUUCAUAUUAACAGCACAUGUAUCUCUUAAUAUUUUAGAAUUAAAAAAGAUAAAUUAAUGUAAAUGACAAAAGUGCUUAGAAUAACACUCAUCAUUUUUACAUUCACUUAUUUUUAAGGUUUACUUAUCCUUUAUUAAAGAGACUUUGCACUAGUUAAUAUCAGCAGCAGCAUGCCUUCUGUGACGGAGAAGAGCAUUAAGGAGCUUGCUGCUCAUUUAGCCUUUAAACAGUUUCCUAUUCUGGAAUGUUUUUGGGGACAGGAACUGGGGUUGCUGUGAAUGUGUUUAAGGGGCAGCCGGGUUGCAGCCUAUAGCCAUAUGUUUUUGUUUCCUCAGGGCAAUUUUCCUUUUUUUUUUAUCUAUGCAGAAAACUUAGUAUAGGACCAAAUUCACAUCAUCGUGCUUUUCGGGGUUUUGAAAAGAGCAAGUAACACCGGUAAAUGAAAAUAUGCACGGUCUUCAUCUUUAAAAGUGUAUUUUUCUAAGGUUUCGCAGAAGACAACGGCCAAUUUGCCACGUCCAGGACUUAAAAAUAUAUGGGUUGGGCCAAUCAACUCAAUCGUUUACUGGUUUGGUGUUUACUUGUCCUUUAACCCAGAUAAGAACGCGGGUCGUAGAUGUUCUACAGUUUCUAUUCGCUUGUUAAGAUUUAUUGUUGGCAGAUUGUAGUACAGAUAUUGCCAACUUGCUGAACUACCCCAUAUCUGAUACUGAUGCUGGGAAUUAUGUUCUGCAGCACCUGAAGUCACCCACUACUUUUUUUUAAAGGAUAAGUAAAGCUUUAAAAUAAGUGAAUGUAAAACUGAUGAAAGUCCUAUUCUAAGCACUUCUGUAAUUUACAUUCAAUAUUCAUCUUUUAAUUUGAAGAUAUUAAGGGAUACAUGUACUGUUAAUAUGAAUGAAUUUGGUUACAACAGCGCCACCUGCUGGUCAGUUUCCCACCAGUCUGACCACCAAGUAGUCAAGGAAGUUGUCAGGAGAAAGAAAGAGGCUGCUCUGAUGUUCUUCUGCUUAGGAAAGAUGUGAGAAAGGUUCUUCUGCUUCGGAAUAAAAUUAGAAACCUUUCUCACAUCUUUCCUAAGCAGAAAAACAUCAGAGCAGCCUCUUUCUUUCUCCUGACAACUUCCUUGACUACUUGGUGGUCAGACUGGUGGGAAACUGACCAGCAGGUGGCGCUGUUGUAACAAUUCAUUCAUAUUAACAGUACAUGUAUCCCUUAAUAUCUUGGAAUUAAAAGAAAACAAAUCAUGAAUGUACAUUGCAAAAUUUCUUAGAACAGUCAGUUUUACAUUCAUGUAUUUUAAAGUUUUACUUAUCCUUUAAGGAUCUCAAAACAAUCUUUCUGGGUGUCCCUACCCAAGCCAUGAUUAUACCUAUGCUGUUUACAGACACAGAGCUUGGGGAGCUGGGGCUGAAUGUACUUCAUUACUAAAUGUUUUUGUUGGCACAACUGUUUCAAUGUGUAAUAAUAAAGUUUUUUUUAAAGUU